AUGACCUUCUAUAGGGACAAGGACGUGUGGAAGCCAGAGCCGUGUCGUAUCUGUGUUUGCGACACCGGCACGGUCCUGUGCGACGAAAUCAUCUGCGAGGAGUUGAAAGACUGUCCCAAACCUGAGAUCCCGUUUGGGGAGUGCUGUCCAUGGUACACUUUAAAGGACGCACCAUCAGGUCAGGUUCAUCUCAAGCUAGAAUGGCUCUCUCUGCUCCCCUCUGCAGAGCGCCUAAGCGAAGUGCUGGAGAGGAAUAAAAACAUUACAAUAUAUGGAAAGACAGCAGAUCCUCCUUCUGCUGCUAUUUUGACAGUUUAUCUUGACCGGGCACAAGAUCUACCUUUUAAGAAAGGCAACAAGGACCCCAGCCCCAUGGUGCAGAUUUCUGUCCAGGAUACCACCAAAGAAAGCAGGACGGUGUAUGGGACUAACAAUCCAGUAUGGGAAGAUGCAUUUACAUUUUUUAUUCAGGACCCACGCAAACAAGAUAUCGACAUCCAGGUGAAGGAUGAUGACAGGGCUUUGACUCUGGGGAGUUUGUCUGUCCCUUUGUCCCGUCUGCUCUCCAGUGCUGAGCUCAGCAUGGAUCAAUGGUUUCAGCUAGAAAAGUCCGGACCGGCCAGCCGUAUCUACAUCACAGCUAUGCUGAGGGUGCUGUGGCUGAAUGAAGAAGCAAUCCUUACCACACCUGUGACUCCGUUACCCGGAGAUGGAGAUAUUGAAGCAGAAGUGUCUUCAGGGGUUUCAAAAUUAAUCCCUGUUUCAAAACGUCCCGAGCACACUAGUCCAGACAGCAGUUUUGCAUCUGAGGGUGUUCUGCGGAUCCACCUGUUAGAAGCCCAGAAUCUCAUUGCUAAGGACAAUAUAAUGGGUGGGAUUGUAAAGGGAAAGAGUGACCCGUAUGUGAAGAUCCGAGUAGGAGGACUGGCAUUCAAGAGUCAGGUCAUCAAAGAGAACCUCAACCCCAUCUGGAAUGAACUUUAUGAGGUGAUCUUGACCCAGCUGCCAGGUCAGGAGGUGGAGUUUGAUCUUUAUGAUAAAGACAUUGAUCAGGACGACUUCCUUGGCAGGGUUAAAGUGAGUCUCAGAGAACUCAUCAGCUCUCAGUUUACUGAUCAGUGGUAUACUCUGAAUGAUGUGAAGUCUGGACGAGUUCAUCUUGUGUUGGAAUGGGUGCCUAAAGUUUCAGAUCCCAACAGACUUGAACAGAUCCUACGUUACAAUUAUCGUCAGUCUUACCUGAAUAAAACGGUUCCUUCCGCUGCUCUGCUUUCUGUGUAUGUUGAGAGAGCACAUGGUCUGCCUUUAAAAAAGAGCGGAAAGGAGCCGAAAGCAGGAGCAGAAUUGUGCCUCAAAAAUGUGUUCUACCGGACCAAAGUUGUCAAUAGCUCAACUUCUCCACAGUGGGAUGAAGCUUUUCAUUUCCUGAUUCAUAAUCCAAGAGAAGACACACUUAUAGUCAAACUCUCUCACAGCUGGGGUCAGGCUCUGGGCUCUCUUGUGCUUCCUGUGAAGGAGCUGAUAGAUGAGAAGGAUCUAGUGAUGGACCGUUGGUUCAGUCUGGAUGGAGCCAUGCCUGAAAGUCAGAUUCUGCUGAGAGCUGAACUCAAGCUCCUAGACAGCAAGUUGGCUCAGUGUAGCGAUGCAGAGGAUUCAAGUCACAUCAUCUCUACUGGAGACGAAGCUGCUGCAGGCAAUCGUGAGCUCCGACACAGAAGUGUGCCCACCCAAGGAGGUGAGGAUGCAGAUUCAACCGGGAAGGCCCAGGUGAAGCUUUCUGUUGUGUAUUCAUCUGAGGAGAACCGACUUGUCAUUACUGUCCAUGCCUGCAGGAACUUGCCAUCCUACUCCAAGGAUCCUCCAGACACGUACAUCUCCUUUAUUUUACUUCCGGACAAGAACCGGAUCACCAAAAGAAAGACCACUAUUAAGAAGAAAAGCCUCAAACCUGAGUUCAAUGAGAGAUUUGAUUUUGACAUGUCACAUGAAGAAGCUAAGCAGAAACAUCUUGAAGUGUCUGUCAAGAACAGCGUUUCCUUCAUGAGUCGUGAAAAAGAGCUUCUUGGCAAGCUUCUGAUAGAUCUGAGUCAGCUGGAUCUCAAAGCAGCAGUAUCACAGUGGUACAGCUUGUCACAUGAGACCAACUGACUGACCGUCCUUCCCAUGUUGACUUCAUUUGCAAUCAUUCAUAGUGGAGCCUGAUUUCACAGAUGUUCUCCUGACACUAGCAGAGGGUCCUAGAGCCGGGCGUCAGGAUAAAGAUUGCAUCAUGUAACCGCUGUGCAACUAGCUUUCGCACAAAAAAUAUAGCCUGCUUGAUUUCCAUCUUAAACAAAUGAUGUUAGCACAAGAAGGCUAUGAGGGCGCCACCUUGAGUCAACUCGGCAGCUGUUGGAGAAAUGUUACAUUUUUUAAAGUAUUUGUAGCUUUUUAGCUCCUGCACUUUAUGGGUCAUUGAGAAUGCAGCGGUGAGAAGUCAGAGCUUCUGUUCAGCAGUGUUUAUUGCAUUUCAUUCCCCAAAAAAAUAGUUGUGGAGUUGAUUAUUUCCAAAUGAAUCCACAUCAUGCAUUUCAAAAUCACCAAAUUGCUAUAUAUUAUUAUUAUGAUUUUUUUUUUAAGAAAGCCUAUCAAGAACGAAUCAUUUUAUAUUGUUUCCUCUUUUAAUAUCUAAUAAGGGUUUAGAUAUUAUUUAAACAUUUCUUGUAUCGUUGGUUUCCAUAUUUUAGCCUCAUGUUUGUAACUAGACUAUUCAUUUUACACAUAUCAAAAAACGUGUUGAUCACUGUGCAAAGUGAGUACCUUCCCAAAGAUUUAAAAUAUAUUUUAUGUGUGUAUGUUUUAACCAUAGACUGUAACGAAGGUUCAAACCAAAAGGCAGCAUGAAUAUUUAAAAUGUAAGUGCCAAUGAGUCGCUGAGAGACAGAUGCUCAACAAUGUUACAAAAAUGCUUGAGUUGUGUCUUAAAGUACAGAAUUAGUUCCUCGUGAGAAAGACAAUUUUGACAGAAAACAGAGAUGCUUUUGACGUUGAAAUGUAGUGCUCCUGCACCCUGUUAACCAGAGCCUGUAUCGCCGUUUUAAUAAAUAUGCCAUUUGCACUUUCAA
Puntigrus tetrazona (Sumatra barb) is the source of this 3104-nucleotide messenger RNA. Its product is annotated as extended synaptotagmin-1-like. The transcript has 22 exons. Gene Ontology annotation, biological process: lipid transport. Gene Ontology annotation, molecular function: protein binding. The record is from RefSeq and is a predicted model, not a curated record. Lineage: Eukaryota; Metazoa; Chordata; Actinopteri; Cypriniformes; Cyprinidae. The coding region runs from base 1 to 2148 and encodes 715 amino acids.